AUGCUGCGACCUUCCUUCUCCGCAGGUGUCUGCCUUGUGUUGGCCAUGCUUGCAGCGGUGUGCGAGGCUUCGCCCGUGUUCUACUCGACAAAGCUCGGCCCUCGUCGCACCACACAUUUCGCUCAGUGCCAAGCACCCAAGAUCGGCAGCGGCAAUCCCCUUGCGGGCUGCCCCAGCGGCACGAUUUUUGUGAGCAAGACGCAUCCAGCAGCCAUGUUCAGGACCAUCAGUGCGGCUCUUAGUGCUCUUCCCGACAACGGUAACACAGGCACUGUGCUGAUCGACCAGGGGCAGUACCAUGAAAAGGUGGUGGUGACUCGUGUCAGUCCCACCGUUAUGCUGGGAGUGACGCCGGACAUCUCGAGUGCCGACUCGAAUCGGGUGCAGGUAUGGCAGUCGUCGUACGUCAACCAAAGCGAUGUGACGAGCGUGCUGCACAACUGCGACGCCACAGUGCUGGGUGUCGGCAACGGCGGUGCGAUCGGCAAUAGUAACUUCAAGGCGUACAACAUCGACUUUGCGCAGCGUCAGUUCUUCAACGGUCAAGAAGUCACCGAAUACCAGCUCGGACCUGCUGCAGCGUUGUGCGUGCAGAGUUCCAAUGCCUCCUUCUAUGGCUGCGGAUUUUCGAGCUACCAAGAUACGAUCUAUGUAGGCGCUGAUUCGCAGGCGUUUUUCUUCAAGUCGAUCGUCAAAGGCAUGACGGACCAGCUGUACGGGUCUGGCAAGGCGUGGUUUGAAAAGUGCAAGCUUCUCUCUCGCGCGUGCGGGGGUGGAAUCACUGCAUGGCGUGGCGAUCCCACCGAUCCUCUCGUCGGCGUCUACAUCAGCAAUUCGAUCAUCGCACAAUCACCCGACGCCUCCAAAGCCAAACCCAUGGUGGGGCGUUGCCAUCUCGGCAGACCUUGGAACGUCUACAGCCACGCCGUAUACCUCAACACAUUCAUGUCGGACAUCGUGGCAGACGCAGGAUUUAGGAUCUGGUCUCAAGCCACGCCCAAUUUCGCCCCCAAGCUCACCAGGUUUGCCGAACACGGCUCUUCGGGUCCAGGUGGAAAUGCUAGGGUGAGAGAUACAACGCUCGAGACGAUUCUGUCGGAUACGGCCGCUGCCAAGAUCACCAUCCACAAGGUCUUUGGUGGCUCGACACCUUGGAUCGACCUCGCGACCAUCAAGAACUCGUCGUCGGGCUAG
Molecule: messenger RNA, 1194 nt
Organism: Moesziomyces antarcticus
Lineage: Eukaryota; Fungi; Basidiomycota; Ustilaginomycetes; Ustilaginales; Ustilaginaceae
Product: pectin lyase-like protein
Exons: 4
Coding region: 1-1194 (397 amino acids)
Biological process (GO): cell wall modification
Molecular function (GO): pectinesterase activity
Source: RefSeq, a predicted model, not a curated record